AUGGUGGGUUGCUGUCCGACUGUCUCCACCACCACGCCUUGCACUUUCAUCAGCACUUGCUACGGUAGUUCUCAGUUUUCGGCAACCCCUUCCCUUCGCACCUAUUCCAAUGAUCCGUUCGUGAUGUUGUGCACUGGCAGCCAAGACCCGCACUGCCAUACCAGGACGUGGCCUGGUCUCUCGAUAGCGGAUUACCAAUGCACCUAUUCAGGCACCUCCUCAGGGGCCGAGACAAUGUUUACCAUCGGCUCCCUGACCGAUGUCAAGGACGAGAAUGACCAGAUUACGGAAACCAUGUCGAUUUCCUGGGUCGGCGACUCGGUCUUGUUAGCCAUUCGGGCUGCCUCUGCCACAAUCACUUCAGAUCCUGAAACCACGGCUCCCAGGACGGCGGCAACGGAGAGCAAUACCGCGCGACCAGGAGACGACGGCGACGACGAUAACUCUGAAGAUUCAGCCUCAAAGCCCCCAAUAGGGCCAAUUGUUGGCGGCGUCGUCGGCGGCGUGGGCGGCCUUCUCGUCCUUGUUCUCGUCCUGGUGUUCGUUUGGAGAAGAUCGAAGCGGAAACCAGCCACGGCUACAGCGGAGACGGCCGCGGGUAAGACUGACCCGGAGCCACCAUCGCCCUUGGAUGGCGAUCUGGGACCCGUGAUUCAUGAAAUGCACGGCGUUGAUGCCCACCGAAGACAUGAGCUAAUGCCGGAACGAACGUAUGUGGAACUGCCUGAACCGGAGGUGCGACACCAAUUGGAAUAA
Histoplasma capsulatum G186AR is the source of this 756-nucleotide messenger RNA. RefSeq lists its product as uncharacterized. Lineage: Eukaryota; Fungi; Ascomycota; Eurotiomycetes; Onygenales; Ajellomycetaceae. The transcript has a single exon. The record is from RefSeq and is a predicted model, not a curated record. The coding region runs from base 1 to 756 and encodes 251 amino acids.